Orcinus orca (killer whale) is the source of this 4167-nucleotide messenger RNA. It is a transcript of the gene SAMD7, whose product is annotated as sterile alpha motif domain containing 7. The record is from RefSeq and is a predicted model, not a curated record. The transcript has 7 exons. The coding region runs from base 19 to 1380 and encodes 453 amino acids. Gene Ontology annotation, molecular function: protein binding. Lineage: Eukaryota; Metazoa; Chordata; Mammalia; Artiodactyla; Delphinidae.
CAGUGGCGAGAGAUAUUGAUGAUAAAUCCAAUGAUGGCCGUGAACCCUUUAUUGACAGCAUCAGGGCAUCAGAGGAUUCCACUGGUUCCCUCACCAUUUGAACCUCCAAGUGUGGACAGAGAUUUACUGCCUCCCACUGUAGCUCCAACUGACCCAAGACAGUUUUGUGUUCCUUCCCAAUUUGGAUUCUCUGCUCUACCAAAUGCAAAUAUGCCGAACGUGCUGUCCAGUCAUGUCUACUCAGGUUGGGGCAUUUUGCCACCUGAAUCCAUAAAGGCAAUGGCUAGAAGGAAUGAAAUGAUUCAAAGGCAGCAUACUGCCAGGAUGGAAAUGGAAAUGCAUGCCAUUUACCAACAAAGGAGAAUAGAAAAAGUUAAUUCCAAGGGACUAGCAGGCCUAGGGAUACCAUUCCUUUAUGGCUUCAGUAUCCCAGCUGGCCCAGCCACCGACCAUGGCAGGAGCAUGCUCCCUGCCAGUGACCUGCAUGCUCACAGAAGCGCCCUGAGAAACUUUCAGGGAAACCCCAUGCUACUGGCAACCGGUCCGCACUUUCUAGAGAGCUGGGGGCAGAAAUGUCGUCGUCUCAGGAGAGGUACAGGGAAUCAGAAAGUUCUAGACAGUGACACCGAGAGUUCUAAACGUGGAGUAGAAGAAAAGCCCCUAGGCCAAACCCGUGCAAUUCCCUGUGAAGAGAAUGAGUAUGCAAAAGACCCAGAAACAGACACUCUCAACGAUCACAAGUUGGGUGAAACCGAAGAAAAGCCAUCUACAACUCUUGCCCACACCUUUGGAGAGCUGGAGCGCGGCCAUGGAAGACCCUGGGGAGCUCAUGGCACUCCCCUGGAAGAAAAGUCCUGGGACGAUGGGAAGGAGAAGGCUUCAGAGCAGGUUUUGGCAGCCUGUGGUGAAAAGAAUGAGGUUUACCCGCCAGUUCCUCGACCAUCUCUGCCAGGAACACAUGUGCUUCUUACAAUCAAGGAAAAUCUAUCUUUGGAUGAAGAUAUUCAGAAAUGGACCGUGAAUGACGUGUACAACUUCAUUAGUGGCCUUCCAGGUUGUUCAGACUAUGCUCAGGUGUUUAAAGAUCAUGCAAUUGAUGGAGAAACUUUGCCAUUACUCACAGAGGGACAUCUUCGAAGCACUAUGGGCUUAAAGCUGGGGCCGGCAUUAAAGAUCCAAUCGCAGGUAUCUCAGCAUAUGGAAAGUAUAUUCUACAAGAAAAGUCUUUCACUUCCUACCCACACGAAACAAGCAUUCAAUCAACCAACAGAUACAAACCCUCUUUUGGAUUUUAAUUCCUGGAGUGAUACACUGGACGUUCCUUGUUCCCAGGAUAUGAUCAUUCCUAAAAGAAAUGAGCGAGAUACUAUGAGAAAUUAAAACCCUCACAGAGCAAGAACAGUCUUAAUCGGUUUUCUGAAAAGUCUGGCAUAUUCUGAAGGGUGUGCGGGGGUUUCCCAGGACCAGAUGGCGGAUCAGAGGGAGAGAAAGCCCACCCUCCUGAGGUCUCUGGGAGGAGGCCUUGCCCAGGCUUCCUGAGGUGACCACAUCACAAAGUGGCUGGAGGCGUAUCCUUGGAAGCAAAUACUAAAUGAAGGAUAGAAUUUGCAAACAUCAAAUUUGUAUAUAUAAAGAGGUGUAUUUCUUUUUUUUUCUUCCAGUUUUAUUGAGAUACUAUUGACAUAACAGCACUGCAUAAGUUUCAGGUGUACCACAUAAUGAUAUGACUUAAAUACAUCAUGAAACAGCUAUCACAAUAAGUUUAGUGAAUAUCCGUCAUCUUUUAUAGAUACAAAAUGAAAGAAAUAAGGUUUUUCCUUGUGAUGAGAACUCAGGAUUUACUUACUUAACAGCUUUCAUAUAUAACGUACAGCAUGUUCAUUCUAUUUAUCAUGUGGUACAUUGCAUCCCUAGUACUUACAGCUGGAAGUUUGUACCCUUUGACGACCUUCAUUAAAGAGGUCUAUUUCUGAUUUUCAAAAAAAAAAAAGAAAGCUAUAGUUGGAUGUUUCCACGAGGAUAUCUGUGCAGAAGCCAGAAAAACAGACACUGAAAAACAGAGCUCCUAACCGUCUUCACUGGCUUCCCAUCCCCCAGCCCAGAGAGAGACAGAGGCAACCCAGUGGAGCCAGAAGGAGGAAGAAGAGAAAGUGAAGUACAAAAUAGAGAAAUAGAGGAGCUGAGCACAAGGCCCCAGCUUUUCUCAUGGCAGGCUUUCAGCCUGAAGGAAGCUGGAGAAAGGAACGGGCAGAAGCUCGAACCUUAAAGUUCAGAGUUCGACUGUUACUCAGCUUUUUCCUUCUGAUAUGAAACCAUGUUAUGACUAAAAACAACUGGAGGACUCCUUAUGACCUGAGAGGGAGAGGAGAGGGCAUAGUGACCACCUCCUACUUCACCCAAGAGGUGGGGAAGAGUUACCUCCUCAAAGCAGUACUGAACUGGCAAGAUCGAGGGGAGACAAUGACGGCAGCUUCUGCGCGUGCCCUGUGGAAUCCCACUCGUUCAACUUCACAUUGAACAGAAAGACUGUGAAAGGAUCCGCAGGGAGCUGAUAAGCGUUUGCUCAAGGAGGGUAUUGGGUGACAGCGGUGUGAGGGAGACUUCUUACUAUAUAUCCUCUGGUACAUUUUAAAUUUUUAACUAUGAGAACGUAUUUUCUGUUUUUAAAAUUUAUAUUUAAAAUAAACAAACUGGGACUUCCUUGGUGGUUCAGUGGUUAAGACUCUGAGCUUCCACUGCAGGGGGCACGGGUUCAAUCCCUGGUCAGGGAACUAAGAUCCCCCACGCCAUGGGGGUGCGGCCAAAAAAUAGAAAAAAUAAAAAUAUAAACUGUGGUAGGCAGCUUCUAAGAUGGAUGCCAGUUACCCCUGCUUCCUGAUGUUCAUACCUUGUGUGAUUCCCCUCCCCUUUGGGGUGGGCUGCAGUUAUGACUCUUUCUAAGGGAUAGAAGAUGGAAGACAUGACCGUGUGUCACUUCUGUGGCUUCUGUCACAGGUCCUCUCUCUCAUUCUCUUUGGAUUGCUCGCUCUGGAGGAAGCCAGCUUUUCUGUCUCCAGGCGGACCUGUGGAGAGGACGGUGUGACUGAACUCGGCAGUAGAUCUUCUGAGGCCUGCCAAUAGCCACGUGACUCUUCCCCAGAUCAAGCCUUGAGAUGACUAUCCAGCUCCUGCCCACAGCUUGACGGCAGCCUUGUGGCUGACCCUGAGCCAGAGGCCCCCAGCUAAGCCGCUCCUGGGUUCCUGACCCACAGAAACUGUGAUAAUAAGUAUGUGUUGUUUCCAGCCACUAAUGGAAUAAUUUGUUUUGUAGCAAUAGAUUCCUAAAACAAACAAACAAAUUGCAUUGAUAAACAUAGGUAGCGUGCUUCCCAUGUUCACUUUUUGAUUUGGAAGAUGGGCUUAUGAAGUCAUUUCCCCACAAGCCAUGUUAGUUUAGUUGAUCUUUGCUUUCUUUCAUUUUUAAUGUGAAAACAACAGGGUUUUUUCCUGACAUAAAAUUAUAUUAUACUAUCAAACAUGCUUGUGGACCAAAGAGGGAGUAUUGGUAACUUUGAGGGGGGAGAGAGAGAAAGAGAGAGAAAGGCUCAGAGAGAGAAAUAAUACUUUCAAAGUUCAAAAUUUUAAGAACUAUUUUGUCACAUAACCUUUCACCUGCUGUAAUUCCCAGCAUAUAAAAGUUUCACAAGGUGCCAAACGUGAGUUAACAGGUGUUAUGGUGUGGGAUAAAAAGAAAGCUUAAUUAAUACUUUUAGUGGCAAAGGGAUCAUGGGAUUCCAUCCAUAUGAUGGCUUUUGAAUUUCUUUUCCCUGCUAAAUGAGUCAAUUGAGUUGGUAACUGCUUCACUUGAACAGAUGUGUCUCAAUGUUACUCUAAGGAAAAUGUCCUUAUGUCAUCCUGGCAUGUACUAUCACCAAAAAAAGCACUGUGCUUAAUUUUAGAACCAUGCAUAAAAAGAGAACCACGUAAAGGAGGCUCUCCUCAGCUCUCAGCAGUCUUCUUUGGAAGAAAAGGAGACUGAAGUUGCUUGUCCACACUAAGAUUAUUCUUUCCAGAUUCAUGACUCUAGGGUACCUUUUAACAAAAGACCCACUUUAGUAAUCAAAAUUAUUUUGAAGGGUGAAAACUUUACUCAUAUUAUAUAGAAACAGUUUUUAACUCUUCUGCAAA